AACGCCUACCACACUCUCCGACAGCCACAUUCCAUGCUGCUCGCCGUCUACAGCGCGCCGGCCCUGCAUUCGGGCCGCCUCCACGUCGUCCUCGGCGGCGCCGUCCUCCCCCACCCGGCAAAGGCGGACAAGGGCGGCGAGGACGCCUUCCUCUUUGACGACAAGCGCUGCCUCUUCGGCGUGGCCGACGGCGUGGGAGGGAGUGCAAAGAACGGGGUCGACCCGGGCGCCUUCUCGCGCGAGAUGCUCGAGCGGUGCCACCAGGCAGCCGCCUGCGGCGUGGCGGACGCCCUCCCCGACGCGCUGAGGCUCGCGUCCGAGUGCCCGCUCAGCGGCGGCGGAGGGAGCAGCACCCUCGUGCUGGGCCAGCUCGAGGAGGGCACGAGCACGCUGCGCCUCCUCAACCUGGGCGACUCGGGCGCGAUGGUCCUCCGCCCGGCGAUGCGCGAGGUCUCGGGCACCGACGCCAAGCAGCUCUGGCCUCGCGUCGUUCUCCGCACGCAGGAGCAGACCCACGGCUGGAACUGGCCGUACCAGACCCGCGCCCGCACCUUUGACGCCGUCGGCAAGGAGGUUGACGAGGUGAGCACGGCCGUGCGCGAGGGAGACAUCGUCCUGGCGGCGAGCGACGGCGUGUUCGACAACCUGUUCGAAGACGCGCUGCAGUUCCUCGUGGCGGAGCGGCUCGACGCGCUGCGCGAUCCCGACCCCCUCGCCGCUCAGGCCGCCGCCGACGCGCUCGCGCAAAACAUUGCCGAGCAGGCAAAGGCGAUUGGCGGCAUGCGCGACCUCAAGACCCCCUUCAGCGAGGCGGCGCAGGAGGAGGGGCGGAGCCACAAGGGGGGCAAGGUGGACGACGUGGCGGUGGUGUGCGGCGUCGUCCGCUCCGGCGCCCGCCCGCCCCUCCGCCUCGGCCACAACUUCGGCGGCGCACCCUGUGUCAGCGAGGAGCGGCCGGUCGUCACGCACAGCGGCGCCUUUGUGCCGCCGGGGGAGAGGACGCGGGACGCGGCGCCGGCGGUGGGGGAGAGGACGCGGGACGCGGCGCCGGCGCACGGGAUGCCGCUCGCGUGGCUCGACCUCCCGCGCAACCGCGGGCCCGAGCGCAAUGCCGACGCACGUGACGGAACUUUUUUCGUGUUUCCUCUCUCAAACGUCGCACAUGAGAUGACUCGACGUGACGCCGUGACGCGAGACUCGCUCCCCGCCUGGGCCGCCUAG
Molecule: messenger RNA, 1221 nt
Organism: Emiliania huxleyi CCMP1516
Lineage: Eukaryota; Haptophyta; Isochrysidales; Noelaerhabdaceae
Product: protein phosphatase
Exons: 4
Coding region: 34-1221 (395 amino acids)
Source: RefSeq, a predicted model, not a curated record